Pieris macdunnoughi is the source of this 774-nucleotide messenger RNA. NCBI's taxonomy places the organism in Eukaryota, Metazoa, Arthropoda, Insecta, Lepidoptera, Pieridae. The record is from the annotation of a GenBank genome assembly.
AUGUUAGUAUGUAUGUCUCUCAGUACAUAUAGUGUUGUUAAAACAAAUGAACCAAUUGGGUAUGUGUUGGAUGAAAAAUGGGAUGUUUCUAUUGUAUGUCAUGAAUGCCAUAAAGAUAAAAAUUCAACAAACAAUUAUUCAGAAACAAUCAAAAAGACAUAUAGACAGUAUUGCUUAGAAACAAAUGCUUCAACACUGACCAAUAUUUCAUCAACAAAUGGUUUGAAGAACUUGUUUGGAAAGUUUUUGAACUAUCAACAAUAUUCUGAUUUAGAUAUAUCUGAAUUUUGGGCUACAAUUGGAGAAAUCAGCAAACAUUAUUAUGUAUUUGAUUAUGGAGUUUCUACUGCUGUUAUUAAUCAGCAAAACACCAAAUAUAUUUUGAAAGCUUUGAAACCAUUCCUUCAGUGUACUGAUGAAAAUGAAGAUUCCCCAACCCAAGAAACUGUUUUUAAUAUUUGCAUAAACUUACUACUGAAAUCCACUCAAGAGAGUUUAGAAACAAAUGACUAUAAUAUGCAGACAGAAACCUUAGAUUGUGUUAAAGAACUUGGUUUAUGUCGCAAUGGUAAAGUGAUUUUGCCGGUGACUAAACUUUUAGUUUACUUUAUAAUGCAGCCGCAGUGUUCUCUUGCCCCUAAAGCAGUUGUUUAUCUCAGGGAUGUUUGUGAAUUCCAAGGGUACACCCCUAACCAAACAUACCAAAGAUAUAAAAGGACUAUUGCCGACUCUUCGUCGACUGCAGUCUCAAUAAUGGCAAAGAUUUCGCAGUAG